Molecule: messenger RNA, 1985 nt
Organism: Aspergillus caelatus
Lineage: Eukaryota; Fungi; Ascomycota; Eurotiomycetes; Eurotiales; Aspergillaceae
Product: Zn(II)2Cys6 transcription factor
Exons: 4
Coding region: 27-1733 (568 amino acids)
Biological process (GO): positive regulation of transcription by RNA polymerase II
Cellular component (GO): nucleus
Molecular function (GO): DNA-binding transcription factor activity, RNA polymerase II-specific; transcription cis-regulatory region binding; zinc ion binding
Source: RefSeq, a predicted model, not a curated record
GCCAGUUUCAUCACAGGCAUAUCGAUAUGCCUCAUAAUCCGCACAAAAAAUCCUGCAUCCCUUGCCGGGAUCGACAUAUUCGAUGUGACCGACUCACGCCGACUUGCACUAAUUGCCGCAAAUCUCGGUACAUGACUGUCUGCAGUUAUGAACCGAUCAAAUUCAAGUUCAGAACCUUGUUGGAGACGUCGAAGAGAAAGACUCACCGGAAGAAGAAGGAUGCUUUACGCGGCACGUUCUCUCCACCUGAGGAGCAGGUGCAUCAGCGUUCAGUGUCCCCUGGAGUCCAGGGAGACGCGGAGGCGAGUCGCUCUCCUUCCCAUGAUCAAAUUUCAGAUAGACAAAAUAUCGAUCUUCAGACCGGCAAAGUUGGCCAUGAUCUAGAGGCACCAAUAAUCCUGGCAUCUCAGUCACCCCUUCAGAGCUCGCUGAGAGACCCUAUUACGACUGCGGCUACCGUUGUUUCUCCAAGCGACUUCGGCUACCUGCCUGUCGCUACGACAACCUUUCCACAAAUAUCAACCACUACAGCAUUACAAGACACCGCCCUGCAUGAAACCCCGUGCUCGACUAGCAGCCCACAUACCACGUCUGAUAAACUCGAGGCAUUCAUUUACAGUUUUUACAUUGAAACCGCAGGGCCGUGGCUAGACAUAGUAUCCUCGAACAGGUUCUUCGGAAUCUAUGUGCCACGGAUGACUGUCAGCGAGCCAGCCCUGCACUCUGCAUGCUUGGCAUAUGCUUCCCAGGUACUUUAUUUGCACGGUCGGGUGCCCCGCGAAAUUAAGGAAGAACUACACGAUAGAGCCCUCAGACAAUUGACACCAACGUUUACUUCGUCAUAUCAAGGCAGGUCUGCUGAAUGUUUACUCGCCUCGACAGUGCUUCUACGCAUGACAGAACAGUUCCUAGAACUCGGUGAGGACCAUCAACACCAUCUGUACGGUAGCUCCACCCUUUUUGAGACCGAGCUUCACCAAUUGUCACUGUUUGAUGACAACUUACGUAACUCUUCCUUUUGGGCUUACCUCAGAGGUGCUAUUCGCAUCUCCUUCCUCCUAGAGAGACCUUCGCCUUUCCGCUUAGAGUAUUUGAGCUUUAUUGAGUCCAGUCGGGGCAAUGGACAAAUGAGUGAUGAGGCUUACGCAAACUGCAUGACCUACUUCAUUGCUGAGCUUUGCACCUUAUGCUGGAGUGAGCCUGGCGCUCUCGGCUCGGAUGGAGAGGUCGCCUCUAGGAUACACCGGUUGCAGGGUGUUAUAAACGAAUGGAAAAGCAAUCUACCCGCAUCGUUCAAUCCAUGGUAUACGGACUUUAGGGAGAAUGACAUAUUUCCUGACGUUCGAUACCUAGCCCCAUGGCAUUGCGUUGCAUGGCAGUUCUUUUAUGCUGCCCAGGUAAUGAUUGCGGUCUAUUUGCCAGCCAUUAGGGAGCAGUCUAAUGUAUUUCAGUUGACCAGGACCUUGGAAGAGAACGUUGCUACGCCGAGCCGCUGGCUCUGUGGAGUGACUUUAUCGUCAAAUGACUACGGAGUAAAAAUCAAUGGAAGCCAUCUCAUCGCCUGGUGCGGUCAGUUCCUCACUGCACGAACAGAGCAGAAUAUGGUACUACACAUCCUACUUUCACUUUGGGAAGACACAAAAUGGCCCAAUCAGACAUGUUGCACACGUUUGAAAGAUAUUUGGAACGGGUCGCGAGGGCAGUGGAUUGAUAAUGAGCGACCAAGCACAUAACAUUGGGCCCUGAGCAAUACUAACGAGAAUUGAGCAAGAUGCGACUUGAAGAUUUAUUGGCCACAUAACCAGGGCCUCAACACCAGAUUAUGACCCAACUUCAGAAGAUUGUCACGUUAGCUUCAACCUUGGAUUUUACCGAGAUUGUGUGAAGACCCAACAAGGCUCACUUCAAUGCUCAAGCCUCAGAUGGACUUGAUAUAAAAGCAUCAAUGUUAUAGAGCCAUGCAAAGUAACCAUUCUUUUUUUCAA